Messenger RNA from Symphalangus syndactylus (siamang), 5467 nucleotides. RefSeq names its product 5-hydroxytryptamine receptor 1E (gene HTR1E). The record is from RefSeq and is a predicted model, not a curated record. Gene Ontology annotation, cellular component: plasma membrane. Gene Ontology annotation, biological process: adenylate cyclase-activating adrenergic receptor signaling pathway; positive regulation of MAPK cascade. Gene Ontology annotation, molecular function: G protein-coupled serotonin receptor activity. Lineage: Eukaryota; Metazoa; Chordata; Mammalia; Primates; Hylobatidae.
CAGAAUUUCUCUUUUAUAACCUAAGCAAGACCUGGAGAACCUCGGAGCUGCGACCUCCAGUUCACAACACCACCUGCCUCACACCCGGGCUCAUCUUUUCAUCCCACCCCCCCCCCCCACCCUCCUCUCCGUUCACGGUGUCCCGGUAGGCUGCGACCUGCGUAGAUGAUUUAGCAGACUGCCCCUGCCCAUGCUCCUGCUCCUGCUCCUCCUCCUCUUACCCGCUCUCUCCCUCUCGCCUCGUCUUCCAGUCCAGGCGCUCAGACUCGGCGAAGCGCAGCGCCUGCCACCAGCGGUGCCUCGGGCUGCCCGGCGGGCCGUGCUCCCAGGUUCUGUCUCGCCGCACUCCGGCGGGCACUGGCGCGGGCAAGGACGCUGGCGGGGAGAACGCCCUGGGCUCAACGUACUCCAGAAUCGAAUGUUGAGAGAAGCAGUGCUUUGAUCCAGCUCAGGAGAAAAAGGAGCGGGUUCCGAGUGAGACUUCUGGAGCCAGCGGGACGUGCCAGUUUGCCCAGUGCGGCGCGGCUGCACGCACCGUCCACAAGGAACCUUCACUCAGAAGAAAUGCUGUGGCCCUUCCCUUUACCAACAGAAAAUGGAAUACAAGAGACCACAUAGCUGAACAAAUUAUAGCCUCCUCACAAGUGAGAAACCUUCGAGGCUACGUAGUUUUCAGCCAAAGGAAAAUAACCAACAGCUUCUCCACAGUGUAGACGGAAACAAGGGAAACAUGAACAUCACAAACUGUACCACAGAAGCCAGCAUGGCUGUAAGACCCAAGACCAUCACUGAGAAGAUGCUCAUUUGCAUGACUCUGGUGGUCAUCACCACCCUCACCAUGUUGCUGAACUUGGCCGUGAUCAUGGCUAUUGGCACCACCAAGAAGCUCCACCAGCCUGCCAACUACCUAAUCUGUUCUCUGGCCGUGACAGACCUCCUGGUGGCAGUGCUCGUCAUGCCCCUGAGCAUCAUGUACAUUGUCAUGGAUCACUGGAAGCUUGGGUACUUCCUCUGUGAGGUGUGGCUGAGUGUGGACAUGACCUGCUGCACCUGCUCCAUCCUCCACCUCUGUGUCAUUGCCCUGGACAGGUACUGGGCCAUCACCAAUGCUAUUGAAUACGCCAGGAAGAGGACGGCCAAGAGGGCCGCGCUGAUGAUCCUCACCGUCUGGACCAUCUCCAUUUUCAUCUCCAUGCCCCCUCUGUUCUGGAGGAGCCACCGCCGCCUAAGCCCUCCCCCUAGUCAGUGCACCAUCCAGCACGACCAUGUUAUCUACACCAUUUACUCCACGCUGGGUGCAUUUUAUAUCCCCUUGACUUUGAUACUGAUUCUCUAUUACCGGAUUUACCACGCGGCCAAGAGCCUUUACCAAAAAAGGGGAUCAAGUCGGCACUUAAGCAACAGAAGCACAGAUAGCCAGAAUUCUUUUGCAAGUUGUAAACUUACACAGACUUUCUGUGUGUCUGACUUCUCCACCUCAGACCCUACCACAGAGUUUGAAAAGUUCCAUGCCUCCAUCAGGAUCCCUCCCUUCCACAGUGAUCUAGAUCACCCAGGAGAACGUCAGCAGAUCUCUAGCACCAGGGAACGGAAGGCAGCACGCAUCCUGGGGCUGAUUCUGGGUGCAUUCAUUUUGUCCUGGCUGCCAUUUUUCAUCAAAGAGUUGAUUGUGGGUCUGAGCAUCUACACCGUGUCCUCGGAAGUGGCCGACUUUCUGACGUGGCUCGGUUAUGUUAAUUCUCUGAUCAACCCUCUGCUCUAUACGAGUUUUAAUGAAGACUUUAAGCUGGCUUUUAAAAAGCUCAUUAGAUGCCGAGAGCAUACUUAGACUGUAAAAAGCUAAAAGGCACGACUUUUUCCAGAGCCUCAUGAGUGGAUGGGGGUAAGGGGUGCAACUUAUUAAUUCUUAAACAUACUUGGUUCAGGAGAGUUUGUAAGUAUGUGUGGUCUUGUUUUCUUGUUUGUUUGUUUUGUUCUGUUUUGUUUGAGGAUUGUUAUUUGACGUGCUGUUUUCUACCUCUGGUCUUAUCUGUGAUACAUAAUUUCAAAUAAACAUUGUCACACAAAAACAGAAAUUUUGUAGGAGUAAUAAUAAGGUGAAAUAGUAAAUACUUUUUAUGGGUUUUUUGUUUGUUUGUUUUUGGCCAUUUCAGUUACCCUGCAAUUAAAGAAUGUCAAAAAUAUCUUUAUUUGCAGAAUUUCUUAUUACUUAUAAAUUAAAUACCUGAUAGGCCCUCCAUGGCAUUAAAUCUGAGAUUAUGGCUCUAUCUGCAUACAUAUUCCAGUGGGAAUUGCAUGACUACGUAAAGAAUUAAAAGAAAGUGAUGUGCUGUCAUCUACUGCUUGCAGACCUGAGCUAAAGUCGUUUGCCGUAGCACUGUGACUACAUAGCCUAUUCAUUUCAGGUAAAAAUAGUACAGCUGGCUUGUCCUUUUUAGUUCAUGAUUAAAUAAACUUCCUCGUUUUCUAAAAUGGAAAUACCUGGAAUAAAUGCACUGGCACUUUUCUAUGUCUUUUACUAUGAAUAUAAAACAUAAAUCAAAUAAGAAGUCAUCUAAAUCUACUUUGGUCAGUGUGUUGCAAUAUUACCCGAUAGACACAUUGGGCCUCCUCCAAUUCUAAAAUCUAUCCCAGCUAAGCCUCCCAUAUACACUUUCACUGUAGCAGGACAAAGGUGGGAGUACAUGUCAAAUUUGGGAAACUUUUUAAGAAGCUUAAUGAGGUGCAGUGAUCAAAUGACAGAAUAUAUUAUCUGAAGAACUUCAUUGGAGAAUAUUACUCAUUAAAUUACCAGUCGCAGCCGGGCAUGGUGGCUCAUGCCUGUAAUCCCAGUACUUCAGGAGGCCAAGGCAGGUGCAUCACCUGAGGUCAGGAGUUCGAGACCAACCUGGCCAACAUGGUGAAGCGCAUCUCUGCUAAAAAUGCAAAAAUUAGCCAGGCAUGGUGGCACGUGCCUGUAAUCCCAGCUACUCAGGAGGCUGAGGCAGGAGAAUGACUUGAACCUGGGAGGCAGAGGUUGCAGUGAGAAGAGAUCAUGCCACUGCACUCCAGCCUGGGCAACAGAGUGAGACUCUGUCUCAAAAAAAAAAAAAAAAAUUACCAGUUGUGCUCUUGGGGGAAAAAAGUAAAAGUUGAAAAUCUAUGUUUACACCAAAGGCCACUCAUCAGGAUAUGAGAAUGAAAUUGCGUCUCCUAGAAUCCCUGUGGCUUCCAUGCCAGACUGUACCCUGGGGCCAGGAGGCUGCAGGUGGGACCUGAGGCCCUGGGUGUGGCCUGAGAAGGAGUGAUUGCUCCAGUCACAUGGAGGAGUACACCAUUACAAAAUCAAGAGUGAUGGCAGGAGGACUGAAAGUUUGUACAUUCUUGCAUACUCCUAAGUAGGUGACCGUUCUCAAUCUCUGCUCCUAGUCUGUCAUCUACAGCCUCUCCCCAUCUCUUCACUCUUCUUUGUAGGGAGAAGACAUUGAUUUGCCUCCUUUCCACCUCCAUGUUUUUAGUUCUUCAAUCCAUCCCCUCUCAACCUUUCUAGAAUCUUGCUUCUUACACCCAACCUCCCUCUGCAACUUCCUUUCUCCCUCCCCAUCCCAACACUUUUCCUCCUCACUCCUCUUUAAUCUCACCUAUUACUUUGCUCAAGUCCCCUGGACACAAAAAUCAACUUCCUCUGGCCCUACUUCCCCAUCAAGCUCCUACUUCAUCUCUCCCUUAACUCUCUCACCUGGGUUUCUCCAAUCAUUAAUCCACUCAUUCUGCCUCCACUUCUCACCUUCCACUGACUUUUCUAUCCUUUUCCAUCUGAGUAUGCCCUAGUUCUACCCAAACUUAUCUCCCAAAGGUCAUUGGAGACUUGCCCGUAGCCGUUCUCUGCAUCUCUACCUGUCAUUUUCUCAUCAGUUACAACAGCUAACCAUCCCUUUCACGUUUAAGCCCAUACCUUCCAGGAUAUUUUGCUCUCCUGGUUCUCCAACUACCUCCUCAUCUAUUCUUUGUCUCCUUUCCUUCCUCCUGAGGUUUUGUCCUCAGCAAUCAUCUCCUAUAUCUCCAUAUUCCAUCCCAACUUUGGCCAUUUCAACAAUCAGUUUCAUGCCUGUGGCUUCCAAAUUUGUGACUUCAGUCCUGAUCUUUCUCUUUCUCAAACUGCAGACCCAUGAGUUACAUCUGGUGAGCCUCUCCCUAUGAAUAUUUCUUUAGUAUCUCAAACACAGCCUUUCUAUACUGAACUCAAGAUAAUUUCUCCACACUCAAGCCUUCUCUUUCUACCUUCUCAGUCUCAGAUAACAGAAUUACCAUGCUUUUUAUCAUUCCUAUUAGAUGAAUGUAAUUCUUUCUCUUUGCCUCAGGUCUCCAACAUCCAGAUAGUCCUGAAGUCUUGUCUAUUUACCUCUACAGAAACAUGUGUUUAUGCCACCUUGCUCUCCCAUAAGUUGGUCCUCUCCCCUAGAUCAAAUGUUAUUGGAUCCACCUGCCUCUGGAUUCUCCCACCUGCAACUCGGCCCCCACACAUCUCCCAGUGUGAGUUUCUCACUGAGGCAUCUCCAGACUAGCAGCAUUAGCAGCACCUGAGAACUUGUUAGAAAUGCAAAGUCAAGGGCCCCAUUCAAGACCUACUGAAUCAAAAAUUAAGAGUGGAGCCCAUUAAUCUCUGUUUUAAGAAGACCUCCAGGAGAUUCUGAUACAAGCUAAAGUUUGAGUCACUAUUUUAGAGCAUACAGUAGAUUUUUAAUUGCAUUUUUCAAAAUCCUUUACUCUUUCCCUAUCAAUAUAAAACAAAUUAAUAGUCCAUAGUAUAGCAUUCAAGGCCUCUUACAUUGUGGCCCCAAACUAUCUUUGCAGAGUUAUAUCUCACCACUUCUUUUCACCUACUUCAUGCUCCAGAAAAAUGUGAGUAUUACCUGUGCUUUCUAAACUCCCCUUUAGAAAGCACAUUUGAUCCCAUUGCUUUAGAAACCUGACCUCCAUGGCUUCACAUCUUUCUUCCACCAAUUCUUCAUAUGCAGCUCAAAUGCAAUCUCUUCUAAAAAGUCUUCCUGAGAUAACUUCUUCCUUCCCUGUCCCUAUGGAAGUCCUCUUUCCCACUCUAUGCUCCCAUAUAACUUCAAUUGUAUCUCUAAUAUUAUAUGCAUCCUAUAUUCGAGUGCAUUUGUUUGUGUAUUUGUGCUGUCUUCCCUAGUAGACUGUGAGCUCCUUGAGGGCAGGGACUGUGUCUGUUUCCUCUCUGUAUCUCUAGGGACUUGAACAGUGUUUUACACACAGUCGGCACUCAAUGUCUGUUAAUAUGAAUGGAAUUAAGUCCCUGGAGGAGAAAAUAUAAAUAUGUCAUCUUUUCUCAGUGAGAAAACAAAACUUCCAAAAUCCAUGGUGCAAUACUGACCUUUUUUUUUUCCAAAUCUUACCCUGACAUUCCAGGUUUGUUUCGAAAAAUUCUGGGAAAAACUUAUAUAUGGAAAGAAAAUAAAGUUUUCAUUGA